Dipodomys ordii (Ord's kangaroo rat) is the source of this 766-nucleotide messenger RNA. RefSeq names its product chromosome unknown open reading frame, human C10orf32 (gene Borcs7). Gene Ontology annotation, cellular component: BORC complex. Bases 109 to 426 code for a protein of 105 amino acids. Lineage: Eukaryota; Metazoa; Chordata; Mammalia; Rodentia; Heteromyidae. The transcript is spliced from 5 exons. The record is from RefSeq and is a predicted model, not a curated record.
UUCCCCUGGGUCACAAAAAAGACGCUAUCUCGGAGCGUUUUGCUUUGCAUCUCUUUUGGCCCUAGCGAUGCGCCGUCGUCGGUGCGGAGGCAUUUGGUAGGUGAGACGAUGGCGACUGGAGCGCAGGAUUCGCAAGCCCGCUUUGGUCAGUCAGUGAAGGGGCUUCUCACGGAGAAGGUGAAUACCUGUGGUACGGACGUGAUCGCGCUCACCAAGCAGGUGCUGAAGGGUUCCCGGAGCUCUGAGCUGCUAGGUCAGGCAGCCCGAAACAUGGUGUUACAGGAAGAUGCCAUCCUCCACUCAGAAGAUAGUUUAAGGAAGAUGGCAAUUAUAACCACACAUCUUCAGUACCAGCAAGAAGCUAUUCAGAAGAAUGUUGGACAGUCAUCAGAUCUACAGGACCAGCUAAAUCACCUGCUGAAAUAGAAUGGCAUAUAAGAGGGUAAUAGCACUUUGCCUGGUGCUGAAGAGAGAAUAUCUUAUAUACUAUAGGCUUUGGGUUUGAGUUUCCAUUUUCAUCUCCAAAAGUUAAGUAAGAAAAAAAAUUGUACAGUUUUUUCCUGAAAAGAAGCUAGGUGGGUAAAUUUUGAAAGCACUUCUUAAAAUGAAGUAACUAUGUUCUUAUUGAGAUUUUUGCUUUAGUUCAUUUUGAUAAAUAUUAUUUUAUAUAACCAAAUGCCCACAGGCAUUGCACUUGUGUUCCUCCCCUAAAAAUAUCCUCCUUUGAUCUCACUGUAUGUGAAUGCCUACAGUCCUGUAUAAUUUA